Pocillopora meandrina is the source of this 1128-nucleotide messenger RNA. NCBI's taxonomy places the organism in Eukaryota, Metazoa, Cnidaria, Anthozoa, Scleractinia, Pocilloporidae. The record is from the annotation of a GenBank genome assembly.
AUGAUGAAUAACUCCUCUGAAUCAACCAUCUCUGACGAGGAGGAUUUCGAAAUGACAGACAUCGAUGACGUCACAAAGAUUGUCACUACUAGUGCAUACGCGAUCAUCUUCCUGUUUUCAUUCCUGGGAAAUUCGCUCGUCAUCCACAUUGUGCGCACACGUGUGAGCAUCCGUCGCAACCCUUUCAACUGGCUUUUGGUAAACACUGCUGUAGCUGAUCUCUUGAAUGUGACAACUGCCUCUGCCCUCACGGUGCCAGUCAUCUUGUGUGAAAACCGAUGGAUAUCAGGCGUAAUAGGUACGAUCCUGUGCAAGUUGACAGUGUAUAUGUUGCCGGUUUCCAUCUGUGUUUCAAUCUGGAGCCUUGCCAUCAUUGCUAUUGAUCGAUAUCUGGCUAUUGUGUGCGCCAUUUGGAAGAGGAAGAGAGAGCCACUAUCGCACAGGUCAGUGAAAAAGUCCAUCGUUGCCGUGUGGGUAUUCGCAGGCUUGAUAUUUAGUGAGGAGCUUUACAAGUACACAGUAUACGAGGUGGAGGGGGAAGCCGCUGAAUGCCACGGGCGGUGGCACAAUAUGGAGCCUGAACUUUCGGAUACUCUUCAUCGAGCUGAAAUGAUUGUCAGAGUAGUCAUAACCUAUGCUGUCCCGCUCCUCGUUAUAUCAGUCCUUUACUCACUGAUAGCCAAGUUCCUCUGGACACACAAGCCACCGGGAAAUGCCACAUUGCAGGUGCAUAUCAAGCGAACAAGAAGACACCGUGCGGUUAUCAAGAUGCUGGUCACAGCUGUUGUCGUUUUCGCCAUUUGCUGGCUUCCCGUUCAUAUCGCCCACAUCAUGGAAUAUUUUUACUCUGAUAUUUACGACAUGAUUCCCUUCGGUACCCUGGUAAUGAUGUACUGGCUGGCGCAUGCUAAUGCUGCAAUCCAUCCCUGGUUGUUCAUUUACUUUGGCGAGAAUUUACGAAUGGAGACGAAAGGAAUAUUCCAGCAUCUCAGCAGCAGAAAAACCAACGUUUUUGAACAGUUCAGACAACAAACAUUUUCCCUACCAACGCUGUCUACUGAUCCAGAUCCGGUUCGCAGAGCCAACAGAACAAAACGCGAUUCAUUCAUCGCUAUAUACGCCGUUUGA